UUCUACCUGGUUUAUAUAGCCUUGGUGGAUACAUACUCACCCCAUUUAUGAUACAUUUAUGAGCUCAAUUGAUGUACAUACACAGUACACCAUACAGAGAGAUGUUAGUGAGGCAUAUGCCAUAGUAUGUGCAACUGAGAAAGGCAAAACUGGGUACUUCCAUCUCACAGUGCAGGGCAUGAGAAAUGUUUCAGGAUGCCAAACAGGAGGCUUUCACGAAGGUUGUGGUGAGGACACAAACUGGGAAGCAAUUGAGCAACCCGAGUGGUGUAGCACACAGAUAGAGGUCACUGAUCUACGAAGCAGAAUGAACAAAAAAGUUCAAGUCGAUGCACAGGAGGGACCUCAGCAGAAUGAAGAUGCUGGUCUGGAGGCAGGAAGAGCCUGCAGCAAGAACAACUCAAAGAAAAGGAGACCUGAAGAAAAUGUGAACAAGGAUAGCAUGCGUGAAGUGGGAAAGCAUAAAGAGGAGAACAGGAGGCAACAGGCAGCAUUAAGCAAUGCAAUGCAGCAAAGUGAAGACAAGAGGGAGAAAGGAGAAGGAGGCAACACAGAGAAACUGAGACCAAGCACGUCGCAGGGCUGUGAAAGAAGCCAAGGAGUACAAAACUUGGUGAUUGAUGAAGAGCUGCAGGAAGAAGGUCGAAGCCAAGAACAAAUAUCGGUUGGAAGAAACCAUGAAAGUAGGGUUGAAGAGAUGGCCCAGCAGCACGGGGGACGGGAGCAAGAGGGGGAUGAGGCAGAAAAAAGAAGCGAGGCAUGCCAGCAGGAAACAGUCAGAUAUACCCAUUUAGUACAGGAUGAAGGAAUGCUCUGUCAAGAAAGUGAAAAGCAUGAGGGAGAAACUAGCAACAGAGAGGAAAAUAGCAGAAAUGAGAGAGAAAAUGUUAAUGUGACUGUACCAGGAAAAGGUGGACAGAAAGACCCUACAGGUAAACCGAAAGGCCUCAGAAAGGCUAGGCUAACUAACGGCGUACUAAAAAGUCCCAGAAUUGGGUUAGCAGCACAAAUACAGCAGCUCAAAGCGGAAAAUCAAAAACUGAGAGUACAGCUGCAUCAACUGGAACAGGGAAAAGAAGUGCAAAAGAAUGCUGACCAAGUGGAUGGUGGAAAAGUUCUAGGUGAAGGAUUAUGUGGAGCGUGUGCAGCAUACCUGCUAUGGCUACAUAGACAAGAAGAAGAAAAGUGUGGAACUCUGCAAAACCAAAGCAUGGAUGCGGCAAAUCAGCUGAGAAAUGUGAGUAAACAAGGGAAGGAAAACAGCACACCAACGGCAAAUCAACGCUACAGGCAGGGACAAGAACAAGGCAUGUCGGGAAACACAUACCAACAAGAAGAAACAGAGAAUGAAAUUGUUGUGGUAAGCAGUGAUAAUGAAGACACACAGAAAGUGCGGGAAUCAAGUAACUCCAAAAGAAACCAGGAGUUGACAAAGGACAAAACUGUACAAUGCGACCUGAACUCACAGAGCACAGGAAAGUCUAGAUCGAAAGUGGGAAAUGAGAAUGAAGGAUGGGGAGAGAGAGAACAGCAAAGAAAGGAAAUGAACUGCCGCAAAGGUGGCAUAGAGAAAAGAGGAGAGGACAACAAACAGGAAAAUCAUGAGGAUAACACGAUACAUGGAAGAAAUCCUCUGAUGAGCAACAACGCAGAGCAAGGAAGAAACAAUGGUGCUACAGGGCAUGAAAGAGGACAAGGUGGAAGACACCCACGAUACUAUAGAACUAGAGUGUUCGUCAAUCAGCGGUAUAGAAAUAGGGACGAAUACAGGGAAUACGAAGAAAGAGAAUGGGAGCCUGUGCAUCACUUUUCAGGAGAAGACAACAUGCGCAGGUUGAAUGGAAAUAGUAGAAAAAACUACUACAGGACAGACAGGUACAGGGAAGGAGUGUAUAAACAAGAACAACGCGAAGGAGGUAAGGGAGCCAGAGCGUUUGGAAAGCAGGACCUUAAUGCAGACGGACAUGACAAAAGAAACGGAAACCGCGUCCAAGUAGAACCACCCUAUUACGGUAGGCGCUUCGAUGGACACCCAGGUCAGAGAAAGUGGGGCAGACAUGAGCAUCAUGAACCCCAAGACUGGCAGCUGAGAGGACAAAGACAGAUGAACUGGAAUGGCAACAAGGGGUGCAAUCAAUCACAUGAGCGAGAGACUGGGAAUGAAAACCAAGAAUGUUCCAGGGACUAUAUGGAAGACGAACGUAACUAUGGGACCACUGAGGAAUGGAAUGAAGAGGGUGGUGCAUCCGGAAAUCAGCAGCAGAGGAGGCAGUACCAACAAGAAAAGUGGCACAGUCGAGAAGAGCAGAGCUGGAACUAUCCGGAAAGUCGACGGGUCCGGAGAGAGCAUGGGAAUUUUCACCGGCAAGGGGCGAGUGGAAACCCAGAUCAGUGCCCAGGUUGGAGAGGGAAAAGCUAUGCCGAAGCCCUGCUGGAAGAGCGCAGGGUCUUAUGGCACUAACAAGAGAAGGAGACACUGGGAGAAAUUAAAACUCGUUCAGUAUAACUGUAGAGGAUACCAGAAGAGUGAGUUUAUGCAAAGCAUAUUAGAUGAAGCAGAUAUUCUGUUGCUCAAUGAAACAUGGACUUCAAAGGCAAAUCAAAGUGAAACCCUACUGACCGAAACACAUGAUGUGAUUGCAGUAAGCUAUGAUGAAUAUAUAGACUAUGCCGUCUUACAGAACAAAAGUGGUCGUGGGCACGGGGGUGUAGCGAUUAUGACGAGAAAGGAGCUAGGCAUGAUUGAAGUGGACCACCGUGGCAGCACUAGGAUUCAGGCGGCAAUUGUAAAAGGCAUGGAGAUUGACAUCCUAGUCAUUGCUGUAUAUUUGCCGACUGGCACACUUCAGAAGACAACCAUUGAGUUUCAAGAGACAAUAGAUAAGGUGACAGGCAUAAUUGAGGAGUAUGGUGAAGAGAAGAUGAUCAUUGUUGGAGGUGAUCUCAAUGUGGACCUGACUAAAAACGUGCAUCCAAACAAGAAGUAUGUCGAAGCGAUGCUAGCUGACUAUGGAUUAAUGAUUCCCUGCAACAACAUAGAGGGCCAUAUCACAUUUUACAAGAAUGAAAUUGAAGCAACAUCACUGCUAGACUAUUUUAUGGUUGACAGAGGUCACUCAAUGUAUGUAACAGAGUAUAAGAUUCCAGAAAGAAGCGCUCUCAACACGUCAGACCAUGAGCCGAUAUGUGUCUGUGUUGAAAUGAAAAGGAGAUGUAAACAGCAAAAAACAGAGGAGCAAAAAAUUGACUGGGAGAAGGCACGAAGGAAUGGCAGCAUUGAAGCCUAUCGGCGUUACCUAUGGAAACAUAGACAGACGCGAGUGGACAUAGACAGUAUCAACAAGACCAUUAUA
Amphibalanus amphitrite is the source of this 3353-nucleotide messenger RNA. RefSeq lists its product as uncharacterized. Gene Ontology annotation, cellular component: membrane; endosome. The record is from RefSeq and is a predicted model, not a curated record. The transcript has a single exon. Gene Ontology annotation, biological process: protein K63-linked deubiquitination. The coding region runs from base 59 to 2461 and encodes 800 amino acids. Lineage: Eukaryota; Metazoa; Arthropoda; Thecostraca; Balanomorpha; Balanidae.